AUGCAUUACGAAGAACAAGUUUAUGGCAAAACUUACAAACCUCUAACCGAAAUUAGCAAAUUCGAAAAUAGGUCUCUAGAAAACGAUUGGUCGUAUGAAGUAGUGUCAUUACAAGAAAUAAAUGUCACUACAAACUUUGAUAUUAGCAUAACUGAUUUUGACUCAAUAAACUCCAUUGGUCCAAAUACUUCGCGUAUCGAGAGCGCAGAAUCUCAAGAGGAUAAAGCUAUAGAGCAGUCGGAACAGUUUCACCCUGCUCAUCCGUUGGAUCAAAGAGCUAUUGUUGUGGAAUCUGCAGAAGAUUUAGAUAACGCUGUCGAGGAUCCGGAUUUUGAAACGGAAGAUGUACAGACUGAAGAAGCAGAAGACUUAGAUGACUCUAUGAGUGAUCCAGACUAUGAACCUGACGAUGUAGAGAUUGAAGAAAAUGAAAAUUCACAAAAUGGGGAAGCGAAAAACAAUGAUGAACCAAAUGAAAGGAAUAAAAAAAUAAGAGUUGCCUUGGCUAAGAGCGGCAGAUCAACUAUUAGAGCGCCAAGCCCAGAUAGACGAGGCAGACAUGUUCCAUCUAAUAAGCUUCCAGAGAAUGCCAUUAUGGCUAUGAAUAAUCACAUUGACUCGUUUCCCGGAGUUCCAUCUCACUGGUGUAGACGAGAUACUAGCAAAGAAUACUUGGAAGCAAACUUAAAUAAAGAGAUAAAGUAUAAAUUAUACCUAGAAUAUUGUCAGGAAACGCAGAAUAAACCCGUUUCGAAAACAAUAUACAAACAAGCGAUUAUAAAGAAAAACAUUGGUUUCUAUCAUCCAAGAAAGGACCAGUGCUGGUGCUAUAACUUUAAUAAAGAUGACACAGACGAAGGUAAUGUUACAGGAAGGAUUAAAGAAGAGUAUGACCUUCACGUUAAAAGAAAAAAUGCAGCAGAUGAACAUAGGAAAGCCGAUAAAACAGCUGCCCAAGAAGAUAAAUCUAUUGUUUGCGCAAACUUUGACCUAGAAGCUGUCCUAAAUUGUCCUAUAUUCUUUUGGAAACCAGUUUUUUAUAAACGCAAGCUUGCUGUGUUUAAUCUCACGGUUUAUGAGGUAGCUCCAAAGCAAGGACAUGCUUUUCUAUGGGACGAAACAAAUGGACAAAGAGGGAGUAAUGAGAUAGCAACUUGCGUUUCAAUUCAUUUCCCAAAGAAACCAAACAUCUACGAUUGUAUUCUGACUCAUGCCCCAGCCAAAAUAAAAAUGCAAUAA
Molecule: messenger RNA, 1239 nt
Organism: Ceutorhynchus assimilis (cabbage seed weevil)
Lineage: Eukaryota; Metazoa; Arthropoda; Insecta; Coleoptera; Curculionidae
Source: the annotation of a GenBank genome assembly